This is a messenger RNA of Closterium sp. Naga37s-1, 1110 nucleotides long. NCBI's taxonomy places the organism in Eukaryota, Viridiplantae, Streptophyta, Zygnematophyceae, Desmidiales, Closteriaceae. The record is from the annotation of a GenBank genome assembly.
AUGUUCUCCGUUCUCCGCCGGUCCCUCUCAUUUUCUCCGCUCUCCUCCCGUCCAUUUCCCUUCUCGUCAAUUCGCCCUCGUCCUUUCCCGUCCCGUCCAGUCGCCCUUGUCCUUUCCCUUCCCAUCUCUCUCCUCUCGCCAGUUUCCCUUCUCAUCCCGUCGCUUUCGUCCUUUCCCUUCCCGUCCCAUCGCUUUCGUCCUUUCCCUUCCCGUACCGUCGCUUUUUUCUUUUCCCUUCCCGUCUCGUCCUAUCGUCUUUCUGGUGUUCUUUGCUCCCCUCCCAUCGCCCUCGAUUUCUCUGCCCCCCUCCCAUUACCCUCGUUGUCGCCUCUCCCUUCCCAUUGCCUUCCCUCCCCCCGUAUUUCCCCUUCCCUUACCCGUCGCUCCCUUCCUGAUGCUCUUUCUCUCGUCGCUCCCUCCCCGUCACUCUCUGUAACCCUCCCCUCCCUUCCCGUUGCUCUUGCUCUCUCCCCUCCCUUCCCGUUGCUCUUUCUCUCGUCGCUCCCUUCCCGUCGCUCUCUCUCUCAUCGCUCCCUUCCCGUCGCCCUCGAUGCACACGUCCUCUCACACCCCCCAUCUCCCACCGCAUCGCCUUCCCACUCGCCACGAAACGCCCUCCCAUCCCCCACCCACUUUCUCCUCCCAUCGCCUGCCUCGUCGCCAUCGCACUCGCCCUCAAACGCGCUACCCGUGCCCUUCCUCUCUCCCUUCCUCUCGCCCUUCUCCCCCACUCUCCUGUCGAGCUCGCUUUCUCCCCCCCUCUCCCGUCGAGCUCGCUUUCUCCCCCCCACUCCCGUCGAGCUCGCUUUCUUUUCCCCCUCUCCCAACAUCACCAUACUUGUCCCUAUCGACCUCUCUCCCACCCGUAGCGUCAAAAUUUUCGUCGUCCUCUCCCUCUCACUCCUCUCGCCUCCCUUCCGAAACACCCUCGCGUCGCCCAACCCCCACCCUCAUUUUUCCCCCUUCUUCCCGUCCUCAUUUCCCCUCUCGCCCCGUCACCUUCUUGCUCUUCCCUCUGGUCCCUUCCCUUCACCUUGGAACUCUAUGUUUUUUCCCGCGUAUGUUUUUCCCCGCGUACGUUUUUUUCCCCAUGGCAUUUGUUCCGUGUGA